Chrysochloris asiatica (Cape golden mole) is the source of this 975-nucleotide messenger RNA. RefSeq names its product olfactory receptor 4D5-like. The transcript has a single exon. NCBI's taxonomy places the organism in Eukaryota, Metazoa, Chordata, Mammalia, Afrosoricida, Chrysochloridae. Gene Ontology annotation, biological process: G protein-coupled receptor signaling pathway. The record is from RefSeq and is a predicted model, not a curated record. Bases 1 to 975 code for a protein of 324 amino acids. Gene Ontology annotation, molecular function: G protein-coupled receptor activity; olfactory receptor activity. Gene Ontology annotation, cellular component: membrane.
AUGAAUCCAGCCAACCAUUCCCAGGUGACAGGUUUUGUACUUCUGGGACUUUCUCAGAUAUGGGAGCUCCGGUUCCUCUUUUUCAUUGUGUUCUCUGCUGUGUAUCUUAUGACUGUUACUGGAAAUAUCCUCAUUGUGGCUGUUGUAGUAUCCAACCCAUGCCUGCACACCACCAUGUACUUUCUCUUAAGCAAUCUCUCUUUCCUAGAUUUCUGCUAUUCUUCUAUCACAGCACCUAGGAUGUUGGUUGACCUGCUCUCAGGCAACCCCACCAUUUCCUUUGGUGGCUGCCUGACCCAGCUCUUCUUUUUCCACUUCAUUGGUGGCAUCAAGAUCUUCCUAUUGACUGUCAUGGCAUAUGACCGCUAUGUUGCCAUUUCCCAGCCCCUACGCUACACACUCAUUAUGAAUCAGACUAUCUGUGGGAUCCUCGUGGGGGCAUCUUGGGUGGGUGGUUUUAUCCAUUCAAUUGUACAGGUUGGUUUGACUAUCCAGCUGCCAUUCUGUGGGCCUGAUAAACUGGACAACUUUUAUUGUGAUGUUCCACAGCUCAUCAAAUUGGCCUGCACAGAUACCUUUGUCUUAGAGCUUCUGAUGGUGUCUAACAAUGGACUGGUGACUCUCAUGUGCUUUCUGGUGCUGCUGGGGUCUUACACAGCAUUGCUAGUCAUGCUCCGAAGUCACUCAAGGGAGGGCCGCAGCAAGGCCCUGUCUACCUGUGCCUCCCACAUUGCUGUGGUGACCUUAAUCUUUCUGCCUUGUAUCUAUAUCUAUGCAAGGCCAUUUCGGACUUUCCCAAUGGAUAAGGCAGUCUCUGUGCUGUAUACAAUGGUUACCCCCAUGCUGAAUCCUGCCAUUUAUACCCUGAGAAACAAGGAUGUGAUCAUAGCUAUGAAGAAGCUGUGGCGGAGGCAAAGCUGUCUCCUUUGUUUCCAGAGCACAGACGCCACAGAUUGGACGAGGCAGAAGCCCUGA